Messenger RNA from Drosophila busckii, 3881 nucleotides. It is a transcript of the gene pea, whose product is annotated as ATP-dependent RNA helicase DHX8. The transcript has 3 exons. Gene Ontology annotation, cellular component: catalytic step 2 spliceosome; intracellular anatomical structure. Lineage: Eukaryota; Metazoa; Arthropoda; Insecta; Diptera; Drosophilidae. Bases 54 to 3815 code for a protein of 1253 amino acids. The record is from RefSeq and is a predicted model, not a curated record. Gene Ontology annotation, molecular function: RNA binding; ATP binding; RNA helicase activity. Gene Ontology annotation, biological process: mRNA splicing, via spliceosome; spliceosomal complex disassembly.
UUUAACAAAGCAUUUUAAAUUGGGUUAAAGUUGUUUAACGUUCAUUUAACAAAAUGGACGAGCUGCAGCAACUAGAAUACCUCUCGUUGGUAUCGAAAAUCUGCACAGAGCUGGACAAUCAUUUGGGCAUAAAUGACAAGGAUCUGGCCGAGUUUAUAAUUGACAUGGAGGCAAAGCAUCGCAGCUAUGAGUCCUUUCGCAAGGCGCUUCUAGAUAAUGGCGCCGAGUUUCCCGAUUCCCUGGUGCAAAAUCUGCAACGAAUCAUAAAUCUUAUGCGACCUGGCAGAACCGGCGAAAGCGAUUCCAAAUCAUCAUGGAAUGAAAUAGACAGCAAAGAUGACAAAAAGACACAGCUGAUGAAAAUGUUUCCCGGUCUGGCGAUGCCUAAUGAUAAGUAUAGCAAACAGGUGGAAGAGGAGCAAAAGGAAGAGACGAAGCAAAAGGAGGAAUCGAAGCACAAACCCGAUAUGAGUGAUGUGGAUGCAGCUAUGAUGGAGUUGGAGGCAUUGGCGCCAGGCGAAAAACAAAGCGAGCCCAAAGAGAAGAAGGAUAGCAGAAGGAGAGAACGCUCCAGCUCUAGAGAUCGACAUAAACGCAAAGAGCGUGAGCGCAGUCGCAGCAGAGAACGUGAGCGGGAUCGAGACCGCGAUAGGGAACGUGUACGGGAUCGCGAGCGCGACAGAGAUCGUGAACGCGAUCGAGAGCGCGAUAGAGAUCGUCAUAGGGACAAGGAGAGGGAUAGGGAUCGCGAUCGCGAUCAUCGGCGACGCAGCAGAUCACGCGAAGAUCAUCGCCGUCGUCGCUCCAGCUCUCGCGGACGUCAUGAAAAAAGACGACGCUCACGUUCUCGCUCUCCUGGCUCGCGCUCGCACAGCAGUCGACAGCAGGAGAAGAUGCCGCCACCUGCAGCAGUAAUGACUGAUGAUCCCGAGGCUGGCAAGAUUUACUCUGGCAAAGUAGCCAAUAUAGUUCCUUUUGGUUGCUUUGUGCAAUUGUUUGGUCUACGCAAACGCUGGGAGGGCUUAGUGCACAUUUCACAGCUGCGCGCCGAGGGACGUGUCACAGAUGUUACGGAGGUGGUGCAGCGCAAUCAAACUGUUAAGGUGAAAGUUAUGUCGCUUACAGGCCAAAAGGUGUCGCUCUCUAUGAAGGAGGUGGACCAGGAGAGUGGACGUGAUUUGAAUCCGUUAUCACAUGAGCCCGAGGAAGAUCCUAUGGAGCUGCGUGAUCGUAAUCCAGAUGGGCCCUACAGCAGCACUUCCAUACUGAAUCUACAAAGCAACAAUAUAGACGGAGAUGAGCAUGAAUCCCGCAAGCGAGUAACGCGCAUCAGCAGUCCAGAGCGCUGGGAGAUUAAGCAAAUGAUAAGCUCCGGCGUGCUGGAUCGGAGCGAGAUGCCGGACUUUGAUGAAGAGACGGGUCUGCUGCCCAAGGAUGAAGACGAUGAAGCAGAUAUAGAAAUUGAAAUAGUGGAGGAAGAGCCGCCAUUUCUUUCGGGGCAUGGCAGAGCACUACAUGAUUUGUCGCCUGUGCGCAUAGUUAAAAAUCCAGAUGGUUCGUUGGCGCAGGCAGCUAUGAUGCAGUCGGCGUUGUCCAAGGAGCGACGCGAACAGAAAAUGCUGCAACGCGAGCAGGAAAUGGAAGCGCUGCCCAGCAAUCUCAACAAGAACUGGAUAGAUCCAUUGCCAGAAGAUGACACCGCACGCCAUCUGGCGGCCAAUAUGCGUGGCAUGGGUGCUGCACCACAAGAAGUGCCCGAGUGGAAAAAGCACGUCAUAGGCGGCAAGAAAUCCAGUUUUGGCAAGAAAACCGACCUAACGCUGGUGGAACAACGUCAAUCCUUGCCCAUCUACAAGCUGCGCGAUGAUCUCAUCAAGGCAGUGACAGACAAUCAAAUUUUGAUUGUUAUUGGUGAAACGGGCUCCGGCAAGACGACACAGAUAACACAAUAUUUGGGUGAAUGUGGCUUCACUAAUCGUGGCAAGAUUGGCUGCACGCAGCCACGUCGUGUGGCUGCAAUGUCGGUGGCCAAGCGCGUGGCCGAGGAAUAUGGCUGUCGGCUGGGUCAGGAGGUGGGCUAUACUAUACGUUUUGAGGAUUGCACCAGUCCGGAGACGGUCAUCAAGUACAUGACAGACGGCAUGUUGUUGCGUGAGUGUCUCAUGGAGGCGGAGCUAAAGAGCUACUCGGUCAUUAUGUUGGACGAGGCACACGAGCGUACAAUACACACGGACGUGCUAUUUGGCUUGCUUAAAACUGCCGUGCAGAAGCGUCCGGAGCUGAAGCUUAUAGUAACCUCGGCUACCUUGGAUGCGGUAAAGUUCUCGCAGUAUUUCUUUGAGGCACCUAUUUUCACCAUACCCGGACGCACGUUUCCCGUAGAGGUGCUCUACACCAAAGAGCCGGAGACAGAUUAUCUAGAUGCUUCUCUCAUAACCGUUAUGCAAAUACAUUUGCGCGAGCCACCUGGCGACAUACUGCUCUUUCUCACUGGUCAGGAGGAAAUUGACACUGCCUGCGAAAUACUCUACGAGCGCAUGAAGAGUCUGGGCCCAGAUGUGCCUGAACUUAUUAUACUGCCUGUCUACUCCGCGCUGCCCUCAGAGAUGCAAACGCGCAUCUUUGAUCCUGCGCCCGCUGGCAGCCGCAAGGUUGUCAUUGCCACAAACAUUGCCGAAACCUCGCUCACCAUUGAUGGCAUUUUUUAUGUAGUGGAUCCUGGUUUUGUCAAGCAGAAAGUCUACAACUCCAAAACCGGCAUGGACUCUUUGGUGGUCACACCCAUUUCACAAGCGGCUGCCAAGCAGCGUGCUGGGCGCGCUGGACGCACAGGUCCUGGCAAAACAUAUCGUCUUUAUACGGAGCGUGCGUAUCGUGAUGAAAUGUUGCCCACGCCAGUGCCGGAAAUACAGCGCACCAAUCUGGCCACCACAGUGCUGCAGCUUAAGACCAUGGGCAUCAAUGAUUUGUUGCACUUCGAUUUCAUGGAUGCGCCACCUGUUGAGUCGCUAGUCAUGGCCUUGGAGCAGUUGCAUUCGCUGUCAGCACUAGAUGAUGAGGGUUUGCUUACGAGACUGGGCAGACGCAUGGCCGAGUUUCCCUUGGAGCCCAACUUAUCCAAAAUGUUGAUUAUGUCGGUGGCGCUGCAAUGCUCGGAUGAGAUUUUAACCAUAGUAUCCAUGCUGAGUGUGCAGAAUGUAUUCUACAGACCCAAGGAUAAACAGGCGUUGGCGGAUCAAAAGAAAGCCAAGUUCAAUCAGGCUGAGGGUGAUCAUCUGACGCUGCUUGCUGUCUACAAUAGCUGGAAGAACAACAAGUUUUCCAAUGCCUGGUGCUAUGAGAACUUUGUGCAAAUACGCACAUUAAAACGUUCACAGGAUGUGCGCAAACAGCUGCUGGGCAUCAUGGAUCGUCACAAGCUGGAUGUCGUCUCUGCGGGCAAGAACUCUGUGCGCAUACAGAAAGCAGUUUGCUCAGGUUUCUUUCGCAAUGCUGCCAAAAAGGAUCCACAGGAGGGUUAUCGCACUUUGGUUGACUCACAGGUGGUUUAUAUACAUCCUUCAAGCGCGCUGUUUAAUCGCCAGCCCGAGUGGGUUAUCUAUCACGAGCUGGUGCAAACUACCAAGGAAUAUAUGCGUGAGGUAACCACUAUUGAUCCCAAGUGGUUGGUAGAAUUUGCGCCCUCGUUCUUUCGCUUCUCCGAUCCUACCAAGCUCAGCAAGUUCAAGAAGAAUCAACGAUUGGAGCCGCUCUACAACAAAUACGAAGAACCCAAUGCAUGGCGUAUAUCGCGUGUGCGCCGACGUCGCAAUUAGUUUAAAUACUUCCAUUUCGCUUUACACUUUAAUAAACGCUAAGUUAACAAAUAAAAAUUAAAGCAA